Messenger RNA from Chenopodium quinoa (quinoa), 936 nucleotides. Its product is annotated as probable mediator of RNA polymerase II transcription subunit 37c. Lineage: Eukaryota; Viridiplantae; Streptophyta; Magnoliopsida; Caryophyllales; Amaranthaceae. Gene Ontology annotation, biological process: cellular response to unfolded protein; protein refolding. The coding region runs from base 1 to 936 and encodes 311 amino acids. The record is from RefSeq and is a predicted model, not a curated record. Gene Ontology annotation, cellular component: cytoplasm. Gene Ontology annotation, molecular function: misfolded protein binding; ATP hydrolysis activity; ATP binding. The transcript has a single exon.
AUGGACAUUGUUAAAAAAUGUUUGAAGGAUGCCAAGAUGGAAAAGAGUGAUAUCAAUGACGUUGUUCUUGUGGGUGGGUCAACUCGCAUCCCUAAGGUUCAAAAAAUGUUGCAAGAUUUAUUUAAUGGAAAGGAGCUCUGUAAAAGCCUCAACCAAGAUGAGGCUGUUGCAUAUGGGGCAGCCAUUCAUGCUGCAAUCUUGAGUGGUGUGCGACAUAAUCAGCAGGUUGUGCUUGUGGAUGUCACUCCCUUGUCUAUUGGUACUGAAAUUAGAUCUGGUGAACUGUGUGUUGUGAUUCCGAGGAACACACCAAUUCCAACAAAGAUGGAGAAGAGAUUUUUUACUGUUUUGGACAACCAGACCAGUAUGGCUAAUCAUGUGUAUGAGGGUGAGCGACCAAUUGCUCGGGAGAACAACUUUUUGGGUGAGUUUACGCUCCAUGGUAUACCCCCAGCACCAAAAGGUGUUUCUAAGGUAAUUGAUUGCUUCAGCAUUGAUGCCAACGGCAUCUUAACCGUGACAUCAACGGACAAAAGCACUGGAAAUAAUAACCACAUAACCAUUACCAAUCACAGUGGGAGGCUAUCAAAGAAGGAAAUUGAUAGGAUGGUGGAGGAGGCUAAGAAGUACAGGGCCAAAGAUACGGAGCACAAGAAAUUGGCAAGAGCUAAGUCUGAAUUAGAGAACUAUCUCACCAAGAUUUGGGAUAUAGUGAGUGGUAACUCUGGAGGAAAAGUCGUAAUACAAGGCGGGACAAUGGAAGAUAUAAUUCAACAGACAAUUCAAUGGUUAGAUUGGAAUGUCCAUCUUACUGAAGCUUCUAAGUUUGAGGAGAAGUUGAAGGAGAUCGAAAGCAUUUGCAACCCUGUCAUCACUAGAAUGCAGAAGAAUGGUGAUGAUGUUGGAGUUAAGAGAACCAAAACUGAGCCGGUCUGA